AUGCCAUGGCUUGGCGAGGAACAACAUCACUUGCCAAGAUCUAUUACUCUCAUUGCAGCGGCCAUUAGUACCGGCAGUUGGCAUUAUACUGCUGCUCCCAUAACGUUCAACCUCGAUGGUUUCUGGCUAUCAUGCCUUGGCUUGGCCAAGAACAACAACAUUUGCCAAGAUCGGUUGCUCUCAUUGCAACAAUACGACAACACUGUAAACAUGGUCGGACGCAAUAUCGCCGCCCUCGGCGUCACUAUGAUUGUUAGUGCCAUGACGGCCACGGCACAGAAUAUGUCCUUCGGAGCCGACAACUUCUACGUUAGCAAUAUUGUCACGAUGCAACCAAUUUUCUUCCCCAACCAGUUCAACAUGACUAUCGCUGGAAACCUCUUCAUUCCUAACAACCUCAGUGGCAAUGCGUCGGCCAUCGUCGUCGGACCCCCUUUCGGUGCAGUGAAGGAGCAGAGCGCCAACCUUUAUGCAACAAAGUUGGCUGAGCAGGGUUUUGUCACUAUUUCUAUCGAUCCUGCAUACUGGGGCGCCAGUGACGGUGUGCCGCGACAAGCAGUGUUGCCAGACAUGUAUGCAGAAUCCUUCAGUGCAGCAGUGGACUAUCUGACUUUGCAAAACUUCGUCGAUCGCGAGCGGAUCGGUGCUCUUGGAAUUUGCGGCAGCGGUUCAUGGGUGAUCACUGCCGCAAAGAUGGAUACUCGCAUCAAGGCUGUCGCGACUGUAAGCAUGUAUGAUAUGGGCGCUGCUUAUCGCGACGGGAUGCGAAAUUCGAUCAGUUUCCAGCAACAACAGGCCACGAUUGCCAUGGGAGCUGCGCAACGACAAGUUGAAGUCGAUGGCGGCGCUACUGCUUACACUGGAGGCACCCCCCAGAGACUCACAGAAAACUCCACUGCAAUUGAUCGAGAAUUCUUCGACUUCUACCGCACUUCACGUGGUUAUCCUAAGGAGUUGGUCUGGGUCGAAGGCGCUGGCCAUGUUGACUUGUACGACCGAACAGAGCUCAUCCCAUUCGGAAAGUUCACCACCUUCUUCCGUAGUAGCCUCAGCGCUCCAGUUGCCAGCCAGUAA
Molecule: messenger RNA, 1074 nt
Organism: Sclerotinia sclerotiorum 1980 UF-70
Lineage: Eukaryota; Fungi; Ascomycota; Leotiomycetes; Helotiales; Sclerotiniaceae
Exons: 3
Coding region: 1-1074 (357 amino acids)
Molecular function (GO): hydrolase activity
Source: RefSeq, a predicted model, not a curated record